AGCCUGCUAGGGAAAAAAAAUAGACGUUAUUAUUGGGAACACACGCGGCUGUGUGUGAGUGUGUGUGUGAGAGCGUCUGUCCCGUACGUAUCUGUGCCUGCGUGGUUUCGUUUUAUUCGCCUGCAACGCACACCUGCACCCGGCGUGCAGCGUUUUGUGCUUUGCCGCUGAAGAAGAAGGCGAAAAAGAGAAGGCAAAGUGUGAGGUUGUGGAGGGCGUUGGCCGUGUCGAGGUGACCCAGCAACUCCUGCGCGUUUUCCUUUCCUUUCCUUUUUUCACCAGCUUAGAGAAGAUACGCGAGAGAGAGAGAGAGAGAGACAGUGGGCGCGUCACCACGGCAGGAGCUCGCGAUAGGUUUAUUUUCUUCUAUUUUACAUACACACACGUUGACACAAACGAGGGAGAAAAGCAUCAAGCAGACGGAGCGAGAACUAGAGGACUAAAUGAUGAAUCCCAUUACAGGAAAUAUCCCCGGCAUGCCCAACGGCGGCCAGAUGAUGUCGCCGACGUUUCCUUCUCCUCAUAGCAUCUACAGCCCCCAACACCACAUGGAUGUGUACCGCACCAACGGCAGUCUGUCCAUGGCGGCCGACCCGUUUCCGGCCACGCCCUACACCCCCAUCAGCAGCCUCUUCAUGUCGCCGUCGGUGCGCAACGCCCUCACGACGCCGCAUUCCGUGCGACCGCGCCGCCCCGUCACGCACGUCACGUCGUCGAAGUUCUCCAUGUACACCACCAUCUACAACCUCGAGGCGGAGCCGAAGCCGAGCGUCAUGGUGCCGAAGGUGCGCAUGCAGGUGUACCAGACGAGUGCCCGCUACACCGGCAAAGAUAUCCUGCUUCGCCGCCUCGUCAACGUGCCGGUGAAGGAGGAGGAGUGUGUGGCGGUGAAGGAGGCGCUGCGGCAGUACCGCCACCCGAACCUCGUGCCGCUGACGAACCUCUUCGCCACGGAGGAGUUUGUGAUGGGGAGCACCGAUGUGAUUAUGGAGUAUCGCUACAUCGCCGGGGCAAAGGGUCUUCAGGAGGCCUUCUUCACCGAGGGCCGCCGCGCAACCGAGGGGCUGCUGUGGUCCUUUACGUGCCAGCUCGUGGGCCUUCUUCGCUCUUUCCACGAGACGUUAAUCCCGCUGCGCGGGCUGCACUGGUCGAAGAUUAUUUACGUGGAGACGGCGGGGCGCUUCUUCUUCACCGGGCUCGGCCUGACGGAUCUGCUGGAGCCGCGCGGCACGGCCGGGCAGCAGCACAUUCUCAUGAAGCAAGACAUCCAGGCGCUCGGCUUCAUUCUUUUCCAGCUCGCCUCGCGCAACCUCAACGUGAAGGUGGAGAACUUCGCGAACAAGCAGCCGCUGCCGGGCUUCUCGCAGAGCUUCUGGGAGCUCAUCAAGACCUGCUUGGAGGGGCACGCGGACUCAGCGCAACUGUGCCACGCCCUAGGGGAGCGCAUGUCAAUGGAGGUGGGUCAUCAGGAGGGCCACACCGACUUCUUGAUGGCGCAGUGCCAGAAGGAGAUGCAUAACGGCCGGCUGAUGCGGCUGCUCAUUAAGCUGAGCUUCGCGCUAGAGUCGCCGGCGGAGGUGCACGAAUACACCUCGGAGAAUCAGCGCUACGCGCUGCGCCUCUUCAACCAGUUUUUGUUCAACCAAGUGGACGAGCAGAACCGCGUGAAUGUGGACUGGGGUCACGUGUACCACUGCCUCAACAAGCUCGACAUCGGCUCGGACGAAACAAUCCAACUCAUUGGCACGGACAGCGGCAACACCGUCCUUGUCGUGAGCUACGCGGAUCUGCACGCGAUGCUGGAUGGCGUGUUUGAUCGUGUGCAGCAGGUAGCACAAAUGACAAGCGAUAUGGACCAGCAGGCGUACACGAUGUCUCCCGGCAGCCUUUGA
Messenger RNA from Leptomonas pyrrhocoris, 1892 nucleotides. RefSeq lists its product as hypothetical. Gene Ontology annotation, cellular component: P-body; PAN complex. The record is from RefSeq and is a predicted model, not a curated record. The transcript has a single exon. The coding region runs from base 444 to 1892 and encodes 482 amino acids. NCBI's taxonomy places the organism in Eukaryota, Euglenozoa, Kinetoplastea, Trypanosomatida, Trypanosomatidae. Gene Ontology annotation, biological process: mRNA processing; nuclear-transcribed mRNA poly(A) tail shortening. Gene Ontology annotation, molecular function: poly(A) binding.